GUAACAUUUGGUAUCAGAGCCGGCCGAUCCUACAACAAUGACGGUUUGUGAAAAACCACUUGAUUCGUUGCUGGAGGAGAUGGCGCAAGAGACAGCAAGGACAAGGCAGGAGAUGCGUGAGAGUUUUGCGGCCCUCAUCGCAAGGUUCGAUCGAUUUCUUGGACGACGACCAUAUAUGGAGAUUGGUGAAUCCGCCGCCAAUGGGAACAAGCGUGUAGAAGGCCAAGUAGCCACCAAGUUCGCCGUGAAAGGAUUGAAGGCCGAGCAGCCCGCUGCCGGACCUUCACCUGACCCUCCGGCGCUGGCAAGGGAGAAAUCGGCGCGGUUGGCAAAAGUGGCGCACCCAACAAACCCCGCCACUGCGGCUGUCCUAGUUGAGGCACGGUACGAAGCUGCCUUGCCGCAAGUCACCGCCACAGCCCUGAGCAUCACCGCUAUGCAUGAGGCCGAAGAGGAAGACGAAGGCCAUCUGAAGAUCGGUGAAACUACAAUAAACGUGAAAGAAAUUUGGGAAGCAGCAGCUUCUGAGGGUAAUAUAUCAAUUGCCAAUUGUCAUGGUCAUUCAACUGUAGUUCGUUGUCCAUCUCAAGAAAGGCAAGAGGAGCUACACCAAGAGCAUGAAACCAGUAGCAAAGGCGUUGCUUGCAAGCUCAUGGUCCCUAAAAUAGAAAAGGCAUAUGGACAAAAGGCUAUUGGGAAGCUUGAUGAUUAUCAAAGAUGGGGAAACACCACACCAAAUCAUGUUACCCAGGGGGUUUCUCUUUGGGGUCCUCGCCAUGUGUUCAAUGGCCCACCAUUAUCAAUAUUGGAAGAAAAGGAUCCUUGGUUGCAAGAAGAAAUUUUUGGCAAAAGGUCUCAAUGGUGGUGGCUAAUUCUCCAUGGAGAUCCAGGUUGAAGAAGAUUAAUUAAAGGAACACGUUAGUGUUAAGGAGGCCGGCUUUGCCUCGAAGAAGCCAUUCUCAACUCUUCUUCCCUUCUCUUCGUUUCCCUCUUUCUCUUUUUCUUAACCCCUCUGUUCCAUUCUUACAAAACAGAGUCCCAAAUCCCUCUUGAAACCCAUCGAGAAGAAAGGCACACAACAUCGUCACAGUCGGAGAUUCUUUGCCUCUGUCGACGGCGGUUUCCUUUCCUUCCAUCUCUCCCCGUCUGAAACUUCUCCUUCGACGCUCUCUUGUCGCCAGCGGUAGCAAACUGUGGCCAAGGUGAAGCUGGGCGGCGGCAAUCAAGAUGGUUCAACUAU
Molecule: messenger RNA, 1240 nt
Organism: Linum trigynum
Lineage: Eukaryota; Viridiplantae; Streptophyta; Magnoliopsida; Malpighiales; Linaceae
Source: the annotation of a GenBank genome assembly